Messenger RNA from Aspergillus fijiensis CBS 313.89, 1755 nucleotides. Its product is annotated as putative acyl-CoA oxidase. The record is from RefSeq and is a predicted model, not a curated record. Lineage: Eukaryota; Fungi; Ascomycota; Eurotiomycetes; Eurotiales; Aspergillaceae. Gene Ontology annotation, biological process: fatty acid beta-oxidation using acyl-CoA oxidase; lipid homeostasis. Gene Ontology annotation, cellular component: peroxisome. The transcript has 7 exons. Gene Ontology annotation, molecular function: FAD binding; fatty acid binding; acyl-CoA oxidase activity. Bases 1 to 1755 code for a protein of 584 amino acids.
AUGGCAUCAGAGUGUCGUGCGCUCUACGAGCAAAUAUGGCUCAAGCCUGGGCCGACUCUGGAAUUGGCGCAAUCGGCCCUGAUGAAGCCGGCACCACUUUCGUGGACCCUCGAGGAGCGGACGCGACUCACAUAUCAAAGAGCAAGGGCCUUAGCACAUGCAUACAACUUGACCUUGGAUGAUGUGGUGAACACGACUCCAAGAUUUUGGAAGCUUCACAUCGACCUGCUCACGGCUAUGGACGGUGGUGCAAUCAACCUGGUUAGCGUCCAGUAUAAUCUCUUUGUUGGCACAGUUGCUCCUUUCGCUGCCACGCAGCCAGAGUUGGCGUGGGUUAUACACCAGGCAAUGAAGUUUGAUAUCUCGGCACAAUUCAUGCUCACCGAGCUCGGGCAUGGCCUAGAUGCACGCAACCUCGAAACCACUGCAACUCUUUUGCCCAAUGGCAGUUUUGAAUUACACACCCCGUCUCCGGCUGCUGCUAAAUGUAUGCCACCGAACUCUCUUCGAAGUGGCUUGCCUGUUUUUGCAGUCGUAAUAGCCCGACUUAUCGUCGAAGGAGAGGAUCGAGGAGUCCGACCGUUUGUCGUGCAAAUGUCGGACGGGAUCAAGAUGUGCACCGGUAUCACCUCGAAGGUCUUCCCACCUCGUCCGGGUGCGAAUCCGAUCGACCAUGCCUUGACCUACUUCAACCGCGUGCAGCUACCGUUCUCCGCCCUCCUUGGUGGCAAGGAGGGCGCCCUGCAGACGUCACGCAACGAACGUGACAACUUCUUAGCGACCAUCCACCGCAUGCCCCCCGGAACACUUUUCCUGGCUGGUGGCUGUAUCCCAUUGAUCAAGAUGGCUGUUUACAACGCCAGCAAAUUCAGUUUCCGGCGACAUAUCCUUGGUCACGACGGGCAGCCGAUGCCUGUCAUCAACUUCCGUACCCAGCAUCUUCCUAUUCUUCACGCCAUUGCCAGAGCGCAUGUCCUCCAAGCGUUCUUCAUCUACGCUGGAAUGGAAUAUUGCGACCCGAAGAAUACUGAUCCACGGGUCCGCCAUGCCUUCGCUACAACCUUCAAGGCACUUACAAUCCACCACUUCCAGACUAGCCUCAAACUCAUAAAUGAGGGCUGCGGCUGGCAAGGAUACUAUGAUUUUAACCAAAUUAUCCAAGCUGAUCUGGAGUUCCGUGCAGUGGCAACUGCUGAAGGCGACGUCAGGGUCUUAGCCAUCCGACUCGCAAGCGAACUUCUGAUUGGCCGUUAUCAGGUCCCGCCUCCCAGGGACCCCAACGGCGUCCUAGCCAGACACGAAGCGGGCUUGAUCGCAGAGGCGCGGGAACUGAUCAAGUCUUUCGGCGGCAAGCAUCGGAGCGAGGCUUUCAACCGAGCCAUUCUUCCUCUGGCUCUUCCGUUGGUGCAAGCUAUCGGAGCUCGCAUGGCACUCGAAGCCGCUAGGGAGGUGGGCAUUGAUCCCAAGCUACGGGCGCUGUAUGAAGCCGGAAUCAUCAAGGAGGAUUCCGCCUGGUAUGCGGAGAAGGGCGGCCUCACGCGCCAGAAGCAGCGCGAGAUGGAAACCCAGGCGGCCGAUGCAGUGCUUCCCGAGUUGGAACGAUUGGUGGAGGAAACCGGCGUUGAGCCGUAUUGCACGGCACCGAUGACGUCCGACCGGCUGUGGAACAGUCUUGUGGAGGAAUUGGAGGUCUUCUCGGGCGAGGGCGAAUGCGAGACGGUGCCGGCUCCGCAGGAGAUCAGAGCGCGGCUAUAG